UGGAGAUGUGCGGGGCGGGGAGGCGCUGGGGCCGGCGGCAGCGAGCUCUGCUCUGGGCCGUGCUGCUGGCAGCGUGGGAGGCGGCGUGGGGGCAGCUGCGCUACUCCGUGCCCGAGGAGAUGCCCAAGGGCUCGUUCGUGGGCGACGUGGCCAAGGACCUGGGGCUGCCUGUACCGACGCUCCGAGAUCGAGGCGUCUACAUCAUGGACAAAGGUAGGACGCAGUAUUUCUGUGUGCACGGGAAGACAGGACAUUUAGUGACGGCGGAGAGGAUCGACAGGGAGCAACUGUGCGAGAAUGUGCAGCAAUGCGUGCUGCGCUGUGAGCUGAUAGUGGAGGGACAGAUGCAGGUUUACGGAAUCGAAGUAGAAAUCAUGGACAUUAACGACAACGCACCCAGCUUUCUAGAGGCAGAAACAGAGCUGAGACUGAGCGAGAUGACAGCGCCGGGGUCGCAGUUUCCACUGACAGAGGCUCAUGACCCAGACCUGGGCAGGAAUUCCCUGCAGAGCUACGAGCUGAGCGGCGACGAGCACUUCUCGUUGGCCGUGCAGGCGGGCCCCGGCGGCGAUCAGCGUCCCGAGCUGGUGCUGGCGAAGGCGCUGGACCGGGAGGAGGCGGCGUUUCACGAGCUGCUGCUGAGGGCGAUGGACGGUGGCGAUCCGGCACGGACGGGCACGGCUCGGAUCCGCGUGACGGUGCUGGACGCAAACGACAACGCGCCCGUGUUCAGCCAGGCGGAGUACACGGUGCGUGUGCCCGAGGACGUGCCCGUGGGCUCUGUCCUCGUCACCGUAACAGCUUCUGACGCCGACGAGGGGUCGAAUGGACACGUGAAAUACGUGUUCAAGAAAAUCACAAAGAAAGUCUUGCAGAUUUUCCAGGUGGAUGCGGAGUUCGGAGCAAUCACUCUGUUGCGGAGCCUGGACUUCGAGGAAGGCAAUUCCUAUGAACUGGAGGUGCAGGCACUUGACAGUGGAGCCCUUUCCGACACUGCCAAAGUUGUAGUUACCGUGACAGAUGUGAACGACAACGCCCCCGAACUCACAGUAUCGUCGGCGCUGAGUGAGAUCUCUGAGGAUGCGCCGUCGGGGACUGUAGUCGCCCUGCUGCACGUGGAGGACCGGGACUCUGGAGCAAACGGCGAGGUGCGCUGCUCGCUCGAUGGGGGCGUCCCAUUCCGACUGGAGAAGUCCUAUGAAGACUACUACCGUGUGGUGACAGCGAGAGAGCUGGACCGGGAGCAGGUGUCAGUGUACAACGUGACGGUGCGAGCGGCCGACGGCGGGUCGCCGGCGCUGCAGAGCAGCGCGGUGCUGGCGCUGCGGGUGCUGGACAUUUACCUUGAGAAAGAGGCUGAUGAGAAGCUGUUUGAAAUGAUGGUUUCCUAA
This is a messenger RNA of Lonchura striata (white-rumped munia), 1391 nucleotides long. NCBI's taxonomy places the organism in Eukaryota, Metazoa, Chordata, Aves, Passeriformes, Estrildidae. The record is from RefSeq and is a predicted model, not a curated record.